This is a messenger RNA of Propithecus coquereli (Coquerel's sifaka), 1229 nucleotides long. RefSeq names its product tRNA aspartic acid methyltransferase 1 (gene TRDMT1). Lineage: Eukaryota; Metazoa; Chordata; Mammalia; Primates; Indriidae. Gene Ontology annotation, molecular function: methyltransferase activity. The record is from RefSeq and is a predicted model, not a curated record. The transcript has 10 exons.
AGGAGGAGCGGAAGGACCGGCAGGCCUAGCUCUGAGGACGCAGCGGCGGCGACGCGGGGAUGGAGCCCCUGCGGGUCCUGGAGCUGUACAGCGGCGUGGGCGGCAUGCACCACGCUCUGAGAGAAAGUGGUAUACCUGCACAAGUGGUCGCUGCCAUUGAUGUAAAUACUGUUGCUAAUGAAGUAUACAAGUAUAAUUUUCCUCAGACACAGUUACUGGCCAAGACAAUUGAAGGGAUUACGCUAGAAGAGUUUGACAGAUUAUCUUUCAAUAUGAUUUUAAUGAGCCCUCCGUGCCAGCCAUUCACAAGAAUUGGCCUGCAGGGUGAUAUGACUGAUCCAAGAACGAAUAGCUUCUUAUAUAUUCUAGAUAUUCUCCCAAGAUUACAGAAAUUACCAAAGUAUAUUCUUUUAGAAAAUGUUAAAGGUUUUGAAGUAUCUUCUACAAGAGACCUGCUGAUACAAACAAUAGAAAAUUGUGGCUUUCAGUACCAAGAAUUUCUAUUAUCUCCAACUUCUCUUGGCAUUCCAAAUUCAAGGCUACGGUAUUUCCUUAUCGCAAAGCUUCAGUCAGAACCAUUACCUUUUCACGUCCCUGGUCAGGUACUCAUGGAGUUCCCCAAAAUUGAAUCUGAACACCCACAAAAAUAUGUAAUAGAUGCAGAAAAUAAAAUUGAAGAAAAAAUUGAACCAAAUAUUUGCUUUGAUGGCAGCACACAGUGUUCUGGAAAAGAUGCCAUUCUUUUUAAGCUUGAAACUGCAGAAGAAAUUGAAAGGAAAAAUCAACAGGACGGUGAUCUCUCUGUGCAAAUGCUAAAAGAUUUUCUUGAAGAUGACAUUGACAUGAAUCAGUACUUUUUACCUCCAAAGUCAUUGCUGCGAUAUGCUCUUUUAUUAGACAUUGUUAAACCCACUUGCAGAAGGUCUGUGUGCUUUACCAAAGGAUCUUAAAGCUAGUUGCACACUAAUUUUUCAGUUAUCUUGUAUGUUUUCUUACAGAUUGAGAAUAUCUACAAAUCUCUUACCAAUUUGUCACAAGAAGAAAAGAUAACCAAGUUGUUAAUGCUUAAACUGCGAUAUUUCACUCCUAAAGAAAUAGCAAAUCUCCUUGGAUUUCCUCCAGAGUUUGGAUUUCCCGAGAAGAUAACAGUGAAACAGCGUUACCGCCUGCUUGGAAACAGUCUCAAUGUGCAUGUGGUAGCUAAACUAAUCAAAAUCCUGUAUGAGUAA